GAUGGAAGAGGAGAGGCCACAGAUGGCCAAGGUGUGGGGUGGCCAUGUGAAGAAAGAAUCAUGAACCAUGGCCAUGUGAAGAAAGGCCAUGAACUAUGGCCCUCCAUGUGAAGAAAGAAGUUGGGGGCCUUUCUCACGGCUCUCUGUGCACUGACCACAAGGGAGGCGCUUUUGCAAUGUAGAAAAAGAAGAAACCAGAUUGAUAAAGGAAGUGCUGGGUACUCCGGGGGCCCGCGAGUUUGGGGAAGCUCACCCUCCCUUGCUCUUCCGAAGGAACCUGAUCCACGCUUUCCACGUUCCUCUGGACUCCCCGAGGAGGCACCUCUGUAGCGCCUGCCCUCUGGCCUUGACAGAGCUACUUGGCUUCUCCUCUCCUGGGAGGAGAGUGAGGCAAUGGGUCCGUCCCUGCUGCUGUCCCUGCUGCUGCUGCCGGCAUCUCUGCAGGCUGGCAGCUCAAAAGAAUGCAAUCCAAACAUUGACUUUGGGAUCAACCAACCAGCGUCUCUCUCAGCCCUCGAGGGUGGUUCCACCUGCAUCUCUUUCUCCUACUUCUACUGCUGGGAGUUAGCCAAGGAUCCCAGACUGAGUAUAGCCGUCAGACGGACAGACUUCCAUGGAGAGGUCAUCUACAACAGUACCCAGCGUUUUACCCAUAAGGAUUACAAGAACCGGAUCUCCCUGGACUUGAGAGAGGGUCAGAACUCCGGCACCCUGUGUAUACGGAACCUGCGGAAAGAAGAUGAGAAUAGGUACUUUUGCCGGGUCCAAGUGGAAACGCUAAGAGACAGCAAACAGGUGUGGCAGUCCAUCCCAGGGACCAAACUCACCAUUACCCACGCUGCCCAGGCGACCACCAAGGGCACCACCACCGCAGCCACCAUCACAGCUGACCUCAAUGUCGUAGAGAACAAUGGGAGCUCAGCAUCUUCACCCCUGAGUGUGGGAGCUGCAGUCGGGGUGGCACUGGCUGGUGUUGUGCUCAUAAUAGCAGUUUUGGGACUGAUUGUCUUCCUCAGGUGGAAGAGAAGCGAAGGUCUGCAGACUAAAGCCAGAACCGUAGCCGGGGAAUCGGUCCAAAACACUGAGGAGAAGUAUGAGAACAUCGGGAUUACAGGACAAAAAACAGAGCCCAAGCUGGACCCCAAGGGUGAAGCCCAGGAUGACGGUGGCAUCCUCUAUGCCUCCCUCACCCUCUCCAGCUCCUCGUCACCGGCAGUCCCUCCCUGCACCCCUCCCAAGGAGAGCCCGCAGGAGACCCUGUAUUCUAUCGUAAAGGCCCAGUGAGCAGGACUGAAUGGGGACUCCCUGAGACUAAGCUGCACAGAAGGUCACAGCUUCUAGUAAUAACCCUGGCCAGACACAGACAAAAGCCAGUGGGUGUGGAAGGCCACCAAGGACCAGAGAGAAACAGAGCCAUCUGCUUCCAUUCCCUCUUCAACUUCCCAACCCUUGCCCACAAAAAUAAAAGUACUAGUAGGAUUUGCCUGAAGGCACCUAAGGAGAAA
Molecule: messenger RNA, 1505 nt
Organism: Neofelis nebulosa (Clouded leopard)
Lineage: Eukaryota; Metazoa; Chordata; Mammalia; Carnivora; Felidae
Gene: PILRA
Product: paired immunoglobin like type 2 receptor alpha
Exons: 7
Coding region: 394-1284 (296 amino acids)
Molecular function (GO): MHC class I protein binding
Source: RefSeq, a predicted model, not a curated record